GAAUAGGCACAUAGGAAAAUGUGUUAAAAGGAAAGCACAAAUGUAAUGAUGACAAGACACAUGCGAUAUAUUAUUGUAUUUGAGGAAAAAAUCAACACUUUGAAAAAAGGUGAAAUUUUCAAAAUAUAUCUACAUAAAGUUGACAUAUAAAAUGUAAACUACUUUAAAUUUUUUAUGUUUUUAUAACUGACCUAAACAACCAAAAAUGGAGACGAAAAAGAAUAUAACUAUAGAGGAACUUGAACAACUUCAAAGAUCAAACUAUUUGCCGUUAACUGUUAUCCUCGUACUAAUAAUGUUCAUUGGAAUUGUGGGAAAUAUUCUUGUCCUUAUAAUUUAUAAAAGGAAAUUUACAAGAUCAAGUGCAAGAUGUUACAUUCUUAGUCUAGCUAUUGCAGAUCUAAGUGUAAGCGUGGUUGGAAUACCAUACCAUGUUUUGGACUUGACACUUAUUUUAACAUACACUCAUACGAACGUGUGCAGAAUAUUGAGUUUCUUAAUUGGAGCUUGUACGCUUAGUUCGGUAUUUAUUCUUCUUGUGGUUGGACUGGAUAGAUAUUUAAAGGUUUGCAGACCUUUGAAGAGACAAAUAAAAGAUUUUGGCGACAGAAAAGCAUGUCUACUGGCUAGUUUCGUUGCCAUAGUGAUAUCUUUUCCUCAUGGUAUUAUAUACGGACAAAGUACUGUACCGACCAAACUUGACAAUCUUACCGGCGUGGAAUGUUUUAUUUCUGACGGGUAUCAAGGCUCAGAGUUAGCUGUUGGCUACCUAGGGUUAAACUUGUUAGUUUUUGUGAUGUCGGUGAUAUUUCUAAUCAUAAUAUAUGGAUUUAUUUGCCGAAAGAUUUACCACCAUGAUCGAAUGUCGGGGGAGAUUACCUUAGAAAAGACAAAAACAUUUUGUUUUUGUUGUGCUGUACCGAGUCAAGAUGAUGAAUCGACAGGUAAAAAUGGUACAAGUGGUAUGGAUACAGGCAAAGCUGAUGACAUUGACGAGACGGAUAAAGAUCCCCAAUGUGUUGUAAAGGAAUCGGAGAUAGAAAAUGGAGAGGGGGAACUUUUGAAGUCAAAACUUAAUGAUAUAAGUGGCAAUCAAAAUUCCAAAGGAGCUGCACGAAAUAGUUGUGCAAUGGUUCGUCACGUAAGACCGGGAUCUAAAGCGGUAGAGAAGAAUACUAUGAAGAUAACUUUAAUGAUGUUGACUAUUACAGUAGUAUUCAUUAUUUCUUAUCUUCCGUUUAUUAUAAUUUCAAUCUUAGAUUCAACAGAUGAAGACUUCUGGGCAGAUCGUGGUAUUAUAGAAUCUGUAUUUCUUGAUUUCAUGUUAAGAUUAUAUCUUGUUAAUAACGUAGCCAAUCCAAUCAUAUACAGCUUUUGGGACCAUAGAUUUCGUAAAGAAACAAAGUUGCUACUCAAGAAACUAACUUGUUGUUUUAAACGGAAAGGCGGGGAUAAUGCAGACAAUGGAAACGGUAAUAGUGCACUAGCGACAUCAGUAGGAUUUUCGAAGUGUACUGAAGCAGUUACCUUGAAGUAGUGAAUUUUGCGUAUACUGAAUCUUUCGUUUAUGUAUCUUUAAUAUGUCCAUGUACAUAUUAGUUUGUUUAUGAUAAAAUUAUUAAGCAUAUAAAUAUUGUAGGACGUUUCCUUGGAGAAAACAAACGUUUUAAAAGACUUUUAAUGAAAAUCAAGUCUAUAAAUUAAAAGAUUUUUAUCACCCUUACCUUUGUUUGAAACAUUGUUUUUGUAAAUGGGAACGUUUUUUAGACUUGGUAAUAUAAAAUGCAAAGAAGCCAAUGUUAACUUUAUUUUUAAUUAUUUAGUUACUAAGAUAACUUUUUGUUUGUACAUUGUCAAUUUCAGCCAUUUUAUUCAAUGCUUGCUUAUUUAUUUUAAAUGAAAGAUGCUUUGUAAUAUGUUAAUAAAGCUUUUACGUCGUAGAUAAAUGUUGUACAAUAUCAUCACUUCUUUUCAUCUGCAUGGUGAAGAUUGCUUCGGAAGUUUAUUGAAUAAUUAUUGUUUAUUCCAAAGUAUAUAUAGUGCGGACAUAAAGUAAAAAAAGUUAAUCGAAUGAUGAUUGUUUUAUUCCAAAGUUUAUAUAGUGCGGACAUGAAGUAAAAUAAUAUGUAUAUCAUUUCCUAACAAGCUUGAUUCAUGUUUUGAUAACAACAAAUAAAAUUGAUUUUUUCUUUGCUUUGAAUGUUGAUUGUUUAAAAAACUGCAAAAUCUAGUUUUGAAAUUUUCACGUAUUUAUAUAUGUUCAAUAUAGUGAUGAUGAAUUUAGUAUAAAAGUUGAAUUCUGAGCUGCAAUACCUUUAGAUAUAUUUGUAAAAUCUGAACUCUUGACAUGGGAUACAGGUUAUUGACAAUGUUCACCUUUAAAUUGUGUGUCUCUGAUAAAAAUUUAAAUGGCAUUAUUAAAUUAAAUUUCUUCCCUAUCAGAUAAAUUGGUGCCAGAAUUUCUUACAUUACUGCUUGCGUGUUUGAAAGAUAAAUAAAUUACAUUUGAAUGUUGUGUCAGAUAUAUUUAUGAUUAGAAUACCUGUAACUAAAAGAUACAUAUAUCAGGACCUGUUAAAUUAUACUAUUACUGGAAAAAAUUCCUUUUUUCUGAGGAUUCUAACACUUAUGUGAUAUUUAUGUUGAAUAUGUGUUUCCACCUUUCUCCCCACAUGCGUGAAAAUGUCAAAUGUUAAAUAACAAUGUAAACAUUUACAGAUAAAGUUUUAGGAACAGAUUUGCGUAUCAUAUCGAUAGUACUUGAUAUGAUGGAAGAAAUAAUCACUUCCACCAUGCAUUAUGCUGAAAGUUGCACUUAAAUGUUUUCAGUCAGAUAAACCUGUUUGUUUGGUUUGUUGUAUUGAAAGAAAUUAAAUUAUACUAAUC
Ruditapes philippinarum (Manila clam) is the source of this 2886-nucleotide messenger RNA. Its product is annotated as orexin receptor type 2-like. The record is from RefSeq and is a predicted model, not a curated record. Gene Ontology annotation, biological process: neuropeptide signaling pathway. Gene Ontology annotation, molecular function: neuropeptide receptor activity. Lineage: Eukaryota; Metazoa; Mollusca; Bivalvia; Venerida; Veneridae. The coding region runs from base 206 to 1537 and encodes 443 amino acids. The transcript has a single exon. Gene Ontology annotation, cellular component: membrane.